CUUUUCUCUCCUCAGCGACAAUCUACUAACUCGACAGCCACCGCCCUUCCCUCCACGUUUUCCCAAGCUCACACAAAGUCGCCAACAUGGGUCGCGUCCGAACAAAGACCGUUAAGAAGUCCGCCAAGGUCAUCAUUGAGCGGUACUACCCCAAGCUGUCGCUCGACUUCGAGACCAACAAAAGGAUCUGUGAUGAGAUUGCCAUCAUUGCCUCGAAGCGUCUGCGGAACAAGAUUGCCGGAUACACCACUCAUCUGAUGAAGCGUAUCCAGCGUGGUCCCGUCCGCGGUAUCUCCUUCAAGCUCCAGGAAGAGGAGCGUGAGCGCAAGGAUCAAUACGUCCCCGAGAUCUCCGCCCUCGACUUCACCCAGAACAGCGAGUCUGGUUCGCUCGACGUCGACCAGGAGACCAAGGACCUGCUCAAGAGCUUGGGCUUCGACAACAUCCCCACCAACGUCAUCGCCGUCUCCCAGCAACAGGUUGUCGAGCGCGGUCCCCGUCGCUUCAACGACCGCAACCAGCAGAACCGCUCUUAGAUGCGCGGUCCGGUCUUCCUUCCCUUCUGGAUUUACUGAAAACAUGGUGUCAUCUGGGAAUGGGGUUCUGCCACGACUAUGGCAUGGUUUUAUGGCUAUAUACGGCGGCAUGAUGAUCAGGAGUCAAUGAAAAAAGGUCCUCUCCCCCUAGGUGUCGCUGAGUCUGAGUGCCGCAAGGUGCGAAGAUGAUGCUUGAUUGCCAUUUUCCCCUUCCCCUUCGCUACGUGAUGUUGUCUUGGUGAUUUGGGUGAACGUGUGAUGCGACAAGGCGGUAGACUAACUCAGCAGGUAAGUGCACUUCUCUUUAGAACUCUUCGAUGUCUAUAGGCGAGAUAUCAUUGUUAUCAGUCCUGGAUUCGUAGUAUCCAAAUGAAAUAUUCGUCGUCCGU
Cucurbitaria berberidis CBS 394.84 is the source of this 925-nucleotide messenger RNA. Its product is annotated as ribosomal protein S17e. The record is from RefSeq and is a predicted model, not a curated record. Bases 87 to 536 code for a protein of 149 amino acids. Gene Ontology annotation, biological process: translation. The transcript is spliced from 4 exons. NCBI's taxonomy places the organism in Eukaryota, Fungi, Ascomycota, Dothideomycetes, Pleosporales, Cucurbitariaceae. Gene Ontology annotation, molecular function: structural constituent of ribosome. Gene Ontology annotation, cellular component: ribosome.